This is a messenger RNA of Striga asiatica, 1356 nucleotides long. The record is from the annotation of a GenBank genome assembly. NCBI's taxonomy places the organism in Eukaryota, Viridiplantae, Streptophyta, Magnoliopsida, Lamiales, Orobanchaceae.
AUGAUAAUUGCCCUCAGCCCAUUCUGCGUAGGCGGUGCUACUCUUCUGGCCCGCUCCCCGCGCUUUCCGCAGAGAUCGCAGGCUGAACAAGUCCAUUUCGGUCCAACUAGGUGGGCCGCGUCAAAGUAUAUCACGGUGUUGUGGUCCUUUGAUCACAUCUCCGAGGGGAAAGAGAAGACUUAUGGCAAGAAUAGGAGGAGGAAGGUCGGGCAACAUAGGGCCCAAUCCUUGACUCAAACCAUUCGAGAUCAAGGUGCCUUGCUCCGCAUUCAACUCUAUCGUUCCAUAGAGGAUCCUGACACCCGGGGGAAGAAAGUACGCGAACGACCCUCAUCAUCUCCAUCUGUCCAAACUAUGGUGUCACCGGACCUCAUACAGCAACUCCUCCUCUCUUCGAAAAGGCAUGUCGAUUCCUCGUUGUUCACUCUUGCGACAUUUCUCGCGCUGUCCGUUGUUCUGGAGUUCGCGUUUACCCGUAGUUCGCUGGAUUGGUCGGAGGUUCCUACCCGAGAAGACUGGGCAUUCACUCAUGAGACUGGGGCUAUGCACGCCACCGAAAGACUGGUGCACCGCUUUCAAAGGGAGGGCUACGGAGAACAACAAACAUCAGAAGUAGAAGUAUUGGGCGAAUCCUACCCUCGAAUUAAACUAAUCACACGUAGCUUGUAUUGGCCAAAUCACCCGGUGGCCGAGAUUACGGAAAGGGAAAGAGUUCCCAACGGUCCUGGCUUUCAAAGGAUAAGCGUAAACAGAUCCGCGAACCUACGCCUUUCCACUUGUCAGUACCAAAACCGAUGCUUGACGAUACAGAUCUCGGGAAAGAGUCUCCCUAAGGGUCGUCCUUACUUUCUGACUAUCAGGGAUAGGGACAGGGACCUCGGGCCUCUUCCUUCCGCUAAUACUAUUAGUGAGAUUUGCCAUACGGAACAAAGUCCCAAUCUUGGGGCAGCCUGUAUCGGCCUAAACGAGGGAGAUCGAACCGCUUCAUUGGACGCUCCUUUUAGACGCCCUUUCCGAGUAUUCCAGCUCAGUUUAAAGCCAGUUAGAGUCUCCACUAAGCGCAUUGGGCACCUCCGCAGAAGCGCAGAGAGAGCUGCUACACUCUCGUUCCAUUGGGGACUUGCUUUAGCCUUUGGUCUAUUCAUCCCAGUCCUCAGGUUGAAGCUCCUAACCUAUAAAACCCAUGAGCUUCUUUCGGCCUUUAAAUGGGGUAUUGUCUGGUGUAAGAGGGACCUCCAAAGGAGUAUCCAAGUCGUAAAGCUGCGUCGUAGUUCUAGAAAACAUCAAAGAAGCGGGCAAAGGAUAUUGCAUUUCAAGAUUUCAUGGGCAAGAAAACGAAGCCCCUUAGGGAAAUAG